AUGAAGCAUGACUGGAGAUGGGAGCUCGGUGCUCCUCGUUCUCCUUUAGUAUCUAAAUAUAAAGUAGAUCAGCUAAUUGCCAAUAUAGACGUUAAUUAUGAUACCGGUUUCGGCGAGGCUGGACCAAUCUGCGAUAUUGCUCUUGACGAAGUUGAAGUUAAAUAUCUUCUGUCGGGCGGCUUCGGAGGAGAACUCGAUAUAUAUAAUCUAGAAGAUGUUUUGAUUAAUAAAGAAAAAGUUCGUUAUAAGAGAAUAACUACGAUAAAAAAUCAAAAGAACCCUAGUGCUAUUCACAGCUCUUCCUUUAUUUGCGUCCAGUGGUAUCCCGUAGAUACAGGUCUCUUCAUUACGACAUCUGUUGACAAGUGUCUUAAAAUAUGGGACACUAAUAGAGAGCAAGUAAGUUAUCUGCUUUAUCUAGUUCUUUCAUUGUCAUUAGCUAUAUGUAAAAUGGACCAGGACACUAUUUUUUUCCCACUUGAUGAUCCAAACAACUGUAAAUGCUUCCACUAUAUCCACUCUAAACGAAUGUUUUUUGUUUGA
Molecule: messenger RNA, 543 nt
Organism: Protopolystoma xenopodis
Lineage: Eukaryota; Metazoa; Platyhelminthes; Monogenea; Polystomatidea; Polystomatidae
Source: the annotation of a GenBank genome assembly